CACAACAGCUGUUUACUAACACGUUUCACCGCAGCAGUUCAGCUAAAAUGGCAUUUCGGGGCUCCCUGGUUCAGCUGGGCCGCAGGACUGUUCAGAAUGAGAGGAAUAUUCGUGUUCUGGUUCAGACUCGGACUGUUCAUAGCUCCGCUGUACCGGAGGAACCUCCAGCUGCUCCCACCGCUGCAGAGCUGAAGCAGACCGGGCGGGUGAAGAGUCUGAGAGAAAUGCCAGGACCCGGAGCUAUCAGCAAUCUCAUCGAGUUCUUCUACAGAGACGGAUUCAGCCGCAUCCACGAAAUACAGAGAGACCACUGUCAGAAACAUGGAAAGAUUUUUAAAUCACGCUUUGGGCCACAACUGGUUGUGUCAAUAGCAGACAGAGACAUGGUGGCACAGGUGCUAAGAGCUGAAGGUGUAGCACCUCAGAGAGCCAACAUGGAGUCUUGGAAGGAGUACAGAGACAUGAGAGGGCACUCCACCGGCCUCAUUUCAGCUGAAGCUGAUGAGUGGCUGAAGAUGCGCAGUGUGCUGCGUCAACUGAUCAUGCGCCCACGUGAUGUGGCCAUUUUCUCAGACGACGUAAACGAAGUGGUGGCUGAUCUCAUAGUGAAAGUUCAAAAACUCAGAAGCCAACAGCCUGACGGACUCACUGUCCUCAACGUUAAUGAUAUGUUCUUUAAAUUUGCCAUGGAAGGUGUGGCAACAAUCUUGUACGAAACUCGUCUGGGCUGCUUGGAAGACAAAAUUCCCAAGAUGAGUCAGGAAUACAUCGAAGCCCUCCAUCUGAUGUUCAGCUCCUUCAAGACCUCCAUGUACGCCGGAGCAAUCCCCAAGUGGCUGCGACCAAUCAUUCCCAAACCCUGGGAGGAGUUCUGCAGUUCCUGGGAUGGAUUAUUUAAAUUUAGUCAGAUCCACAUUGAUAAGAAGCUGGCGGAGCUCAAAAAGAAGCUGGACCGGGGUGAGGAGGUGAAAGGUGGUCUGCUUACACACAUGCUGGUCACUAAAGAGAUGAACCUGGAGGAGAUCUAUGCCAACAUGACUGAAAUGCUACUGGCUGGAGUGGAUACGACCUCCUUCACAUUAUCAUGGAGCACAUACCUCCUGGCCAAGCAUCCCACGGUGCAACAGCAAAUCUAUGAGGAAGUGACAAGUGUAUUGGGUGGGCGAGUCCCAACCGCUGAUGAUGUUCCUCAGCUACCACUCAUCAAAGGACUUGUCAAAGAGACCCUUAGGCUUUAUCCUGUUCUUCCUGGAAAUGGUCGGAUAACUCAGGAGGAUCUCGUCGUAGGUGGUUACUUCAUCCCUAAAGGGACUCAGUUGGCUCUUUGUCAUUACUUCACCUCUAUGGAUGAGGAGACUUUUCCAGAAGCGAAUGAUUUCCGACCGGACCGCUGGCUCCGUAAGGAUGCUUUAGAUCGAGUGGAUAACUUCGGCUCCAUCCCAUUCGGUUAUGGCAUCAGGAGCUGUAUCGGCAGACGGAUAGCAGAACUUGAAAUGUACUUGUCCCUCACUCAGCUGCUUCAGAAGUUCAGCAUCGAGGUGGCUCCACUCACAGGCAACGUUCCAGCCAAAACUCAUGGCCUGCUCUGUCCUUCUGCACCCAUUAAUGUUAGGUUUGUUGAUCGUGUUUAGCUACUAAAUAAAUUUGCCUAGAUGCAGCUUUUUUGCCAAAUUACUGAAUUCCAUUGUAAUAAUAUGCCAUUGUAGACACAUGUGCACAAGUCAGAGUAUCCAUCUAAAACAUGGAGCUUCAGUUCAUUGUUAAACUUCUUUCUAUACCCACAAAUUCUACAUGUUCCCGAGCCUCCCAACACACAUUUCAAUGUACAACUGCUGCUAACAUUUGUACAAAUGACAAAUAAACUUUAAACUUGAAA
Trichomycterus rosablanca is the source of this 1876-nucleotide messenger RNA. It is a transcript of the gene cyp27c1, whose product is annotated as cytochrome P450 27C1. NCBI's taxonomy places the organism in Eukaryota, Metazoa, Chordata, Actinopteri, Siluriformes, Trichomycteridae. Bases 48 to 1631 code for a protein of 527 amino acids. Gene Ontology annotation, molecular function: oxidoreductase activity, acting on paired donors, with incorporation or reduction of molecular oxygen; heme binding; iron ion binding. Gene Ontology annotation, biological process: cholesterol metabolic process; cellular response to peptide hormone stimulus; C21-steroid hormone biosynthetic process. Gene Ontology annotation, cellular component: mitochondrial inner membrane. The transcript has 9 exons. The record is from RefSeq and is a predicted model, not a curated record.